Messenger RNA from Closterium sp. NIES-65, 438 nucleotides. Lineage: Eukaryota; Viridiplantae; Streptophyta; Zygnematophyceae; Desmidiales; Closteriaceae. The record is from the annotation of a GenBank genome assembly.
AUGGCGCGAGCGCCCAAGGCGCCAGCGCGCAAGGCGCCAGCGUGCAAGGCGCCAACGCGCAAGGCGCCAGCGCGCAAGGUGCCAGCGCGCAAGGCGCCAGCGCGCAAGGCGCCAGCGCGCAAGGCGCCAGCGCGCAAGGCGCCAGCGCGCAAGGCGCCAGCGCGCAAGGCGCCAGCGCGCAAGGCGCCAGCGCGCAAGGCGCCAGCGCGCAAGGCGCCAGCGCGCAAGGCGCGAGCGCGCAAGGCGCCAGCGCGCAAGGCGCCAGCGCCCAAGGCGCCAGCGCCCAAGGCGCCAGCGCGCAAGGCGCCAGCGCGCAAGGCGCCAGCGCCCAAGGCGCCAGCGCGCAAGGCGCCAGCGCCCAAGGCGCCAGCGCGCAAGGCGCCAGCGCGCAAGGCGCCAGCGCGCAAGGCGCCAGCGCGCAAUGCGCCUGCGCGUUAA